This is a messenger RNA of Anopheles coustani, 3032 nucleotides long. RefSeq lists its product as uncharacterized. Bases 1 to 2835 code for a protein of 944 amino acids. Gene Ontology annotation, cellular component: membrane. The record is from RefSeq and is a predicted model, not a curated record. The transcript has 12 exons. Lineage: Eukaryota; Metazoa; Arthropoda; Insecta; Diptera; Culicidae.
AUGGCAGAAGAAAAUGGCACCAACCCCGUGGAGCUGCUGACUGAUCCAACCCGGUGGGAGAAGUUCUGCCAGCGCCACGGUAUCAACCCGAACCUGAUCAUGUUGAAGAUAACGCUGUUUGUGAUGUACGGUGCUACCUCGUCCCUGCUGCCGUACCUGACGAUCCACAUGCAGAGCACCGGGCUGACGGUGGAGGAAAUUGCAAUCAUCUACUUGGCACUCCCGUUCACGACCUUCCUGAGUCCACCGAUCACCGGGUUCCUGGUCGACAAGUUCGGACGCUACAAACCGGUCGUCAUCAUGAGUUUGCUUUUAAAUGCAUUAUUCCACCAUUCGCUGAUGCUCAUCCCGCAGCAGGAAAUACCUGGCAAGGUACCGGAUGCGUACGUAAUGAGACAUCCCGGCACGGGAAAUGUAGAGGUAUGGUGGUCCCCCUGUCCUAGCCGCGAAUGUCCGGAAGAGGAAGAGAUGGACAUCAUCGUCGACCAAUGCAUGGACCACUGUCUGCUGCUGGAGCAGAAUCCGCUGAUUGAGCAGGCACCGCUACCGACGGACAUACCGCUGGUCGUGACUCCAAACGGGGACGCCGUCAACGAUCCGAAGGACGAUCUGGACCUGUUCGUGCAGAAUAAGAAUAAGAACAAACACACCCCGGGUGACGUACUUAGCAGCAGUACCAGUACCAGUAGUGCCAUCCCCAGCACUACCGAGCCGUACAGGGACAAGCCGAUACUUAAGGAGGAGCCGGAAGACGAGUCGGAGGAAAGUGAAGAAGGCUGGGUGGUAGCUGGCAGUGGUGACUCGGCGUUUAUCGUGCUCGAUAUGCACCCAGAUCUGGGCGAACCGAUCGAACAGCUCGGCAUGGAGGUGGAUCACGACGACAACGCAACAGUGACGGACUUCAAGACGCGCUUUGGCGUAGCAUUGCUUUGGAAGCAAGGUGUCAAUGUGACAGCAUUGGAGGAGGAGGACCUUCGCUGCGGGGGUCUUGUGCAGGCAUCAAACAUGUCGCUCAACAGCAACCUCAAACUGUCCGAGUGGGCCGCCGACUGUAUGGUGCAGCGAUGCCGGUUCCGCCGGAACGGACCCGACAUCUGUCCGCCGGACUAUAAGGAAAGCGAUGACAAGAUCUUCUGGAUCUAUUUCGCACUGCGGUUCCUCGCGACGACGAUGCUGUCGGCGGGCGUCACCAUCAUGGACCCAAUCGCGCUCACCAUGAUCGAGAAGUACGGCGGCGACUUUGGACGCGAACGGUUGUUCUCGAGCAUCGGUAUGGCGAUCUUUUCGCCCAUCACCGGCAUCCUGAUCGAUCUGUUCUCGAAGGACCUCGGCUACACGGACUAUUCGGCCGCGUUCUACACGUACGACAUUCUGCUGAUUAUCUCGUCCGUCACCGUGUUCCUGAUGCCGCUCGGCGAGAAGCUGCCGGCCGACAACGUGUUCAAGGACUUGCUGAACCUGCUCAAGCUGAAGCACGUGAUCAUCUUCAUCUGGUUCCUGUUCCUGCUCGGCAACUUCUGGGGCUUCAUCGAGAGCUUCCUCUUCCUCUACCUCAAGGAGCUCGGUGCUCCCAACUAUCUUCUUGGUAUCACCAUAACUGUCGGCACAGUGAGCAGUAUCCCGUUCCUGUAUGGAGCUGGUCGCAUCACGAAGGUGGUCGGACAUGUAAAUCUGAUCGUGAUCGCAUUCGUCGCCCACGCCUGCCGUUUGGUUGGCUACUCCUUCAUCGAGAACGCCUGGUGGUGCUUUCCAUUCGAGGCGAUGGAAGCCCUCUCGUGCCACCUGAUGUGGGUCGCGGCCGCCACCUACUGUGCCCUGCUGGCUCCGAAGAGCCUGCUCGCCACACUGAUCGGCGUGCUGGGUAUGGCGCACUUCAGUCUGGGUCGCGGUAGCGGUUCCUUCUUCGGUGGCUUCCUGAUCGCCGAGGUGGGCACGCGCGAAGCGUUCCGGUACAUGGGUCUGGUCGCGGUCGCCGGUGGCCUGGCGUACAAGUUCAUCCACGCCAUCUGGCUGAGGAAGUACGACAACCCGGAUGCGGACGAGGAAGCGGUCGAGAAGGGCGAGGCGGAGAAGCUGUACAACGAGGGCGACGAACCGAAGACGAAGGAUCAGGGCACCUCCAUGUCGCAGGAGCGGCUCUCGCUGAUGAUAAAGUACAAUCAGAUAGGCAGCCUCACGUCCCUACCGCGUGGCUCGAGGGGCGACGUUAACGAUGUUUUCUCGAAGCGUCGCAGCAGCUACAACAUCGAGUUCGUGCGAGUACAGAAAGGCGGUGGCAGUGCGUCAAAGGUCGAUCUGCUGAAGUCGGCGGUGGAAAUCAACCACAAGACGUCCCACCCACACCUGCGCAAGGAGGGCAAGGCUUCGGACCAGUCACUCAACUCGAAACGUGCCGACAGUGCGCCACGUCUGAACCAAUCGAAGAACAUUUCCCAGCCGGCGCUGAGUGCGGUGGUGGACGAGGAUCUGCCGACGUCCGUGCUGUCGCGCCACAGGAAAAAACACCAUCAGAGCGGCAUCCUGGUGGUGAAGGCCUGCAGUCAGGAUGGCGAUCUGGAUUUGCGUAAUUAUUUACGGGAAACGGAACAACGCGAUUCAAUCACCGAGGGUGAGGAGGAAAACUACAAACUGGAGAUGAUCAAGAAGGCUUCCCGUGGUCCCGUGCUGAACGACAUCCCCGAGCGCACGGUCGAAGCGUCCGAUGCGAGCCCGUCAACACCGGUACCACCCACCCCGACACCGACCGAACCCGCCGAGCCGUCCCAGGCAACGGUGGUCCCCCCGGCCGAUGGGCAGAGCAUAGCUAAUGGGCAGGCCAAAACCGACGCUACCUGACAGGCUUCCGACAAGCAUUCUCGAUAAAUGAUAAACAUCAUUGUUUUCCUAUUUCCGUUUCGUUUAGUUUUAGUCUGUACGAUUUCUUUUGUUCAAUACAUUUCACCUGAAGUAGCGGGCUAGUUUGAUCAGCACGGUCGCGGUUGCGAUCACCAGCGUACGAUCUGUAGCUUCCAUACCAUAAGUACAAGAUGUAA